AUGUUCUCCCGCACAGUCGCCUCGAACCUGCUGCGGCAAACAGCCCGCCCGGCCGCGGCCAUGCGGGCUAUGCCCAUGCAGUCGGCCUUCCGCGCCGCCGCCUCGCCCCUCACGCCGUUCCAGAUGCGACUCCUGUCCGACCAGACGCGCAGCGCCAUCGACAAGGCCGUCGCGUCAGCGCCGGUGGUGCUCUUCAUGAAGGGCACGCCCGAGUUCCCGCAGUGCGGCUUCUCCCGCGGCGUCAUCCAGAUCCUCGGCCUGCAGGGCGUCAACCCGGCCAAGUUCGCCGCCUUUAACGUCCUCGAGGACGACGAGCUGCGCCAGGGCAUCAAGGAGUACUCGGACUGGCCGACCAUCCCACAGCUGUACAUCGAGAAGGAGUUUGUCGGGGGCGCCGACAUUGUCCAGAACAUGUUCAAGAGCGGCGACCUGGCCAAGAUGCUGGAGGAGAAGGACCUGCUGGUGGCGGGUGAGGAGCAGUAG
Molecule: messenger RNA, 483 nt
Organism: Purpureocillium lilacinum
Lineage: Eukaryota; Fungi; Ascomycota; Sordariomycetes; Hypocreales; Ophiocordycipitaceae
Product: monothiol glutaredoxin grx5
Cellular component (GO): mitochondrial matrix
Source: RefSeq, a predicted model, not a curated record